Microtus ochrogaster (prairie vole) is the source of this 633-nucleotide messenger RNA. RefSeq names its product ribosomal protein L11 (gene Rpl11). Gene Ontology annotation, cellular component: ribosome. Gene Ontology annotation, molecular function: structural constituent of ribosome. The record is from RefSeq and is a predicted model, not a curated record. Gene Ontology annotation, biological process: translation. Lineage: Eukaryota; Metazoa; Chordata; Mammalia; Rodentia; Cricetidae.
CUAACCCAUAAGGCCACGGGGCCGGAAGUCCUACUCUCUCUCUUCCUGUUCUCCAUCAUGUCGCAAGAUCAAGGUGAAAAGGAGAACCCCAUGCGGGAACUUCGCAUCCGCAAGCUCUGCCUCAAUAUCUGUGUUGGGGAGAGCGGGGACAGACUGACCCGGGCAGCCAAGGUGUUGGAGCAGCUCACAGGCCAGACACCUGUCUUUUCCAAAGCUAGGUACACCGUGAGGUCCUUCGGCAUCAGGAGAAAUGAAAAGAUUGCUGUUCAUUGUACUGUUCGUGGAGCCAAGGCAGAAGAGAUUCUGGAGAAAGGCCUGAAGGUGCGGGAGUAUGAGUUGCGGAAAAAUAACUUCUCAGAUACUGGGAACUUCGGCUUUGGGAUUCAAGAACACAUUGACCUGGGCAUCAAAUAUGACCCAAGCAUUGGGAUCUACGGCCUGGACUUCUAUGUGGUGCUGGGCAGGCCAGGUUUCAGCAUCGCAGACAAGAAGCGCAGGACAGGCUGCAUUGGGGCCAAACACAGAAUCAGCAAAGAGGAAGCCAUGCGCUGGUUCCAGCAGAAGUACGAUGGGAUCAUCCUUCCUGGCAAAUAAAUUUUAUCCAAAAGGCCAAUAAAAUUUUUCUCAGAAAUG